GGGCAGGGCAAGAGCUAGGGAAGGGAGGGAGGAAGGGCAGGGAAGGGGAGAGGAGAGGAGGGGAGGGCAGGAGGUGCGUGCGUGUGGACGAUAAGAAGGCGAGGCAUUGGUGACGGCGGAGCUGGCUGGUUCACUCUCUCUCGCGCUCUCAAGUUCUCCGCGACUCUCUGGGUGCUUCGGGGGGUUUUCUCAAAUCGUCAUAACCUGCUUCUUCUGGUGUGAGAUUUGUCAUUCGUUUUCCACAGCUCUGUGGUGUGUUUGUGUCGCCCGCCCGACAUCUGCAACUCCAUUGCUGUCGCCACCACCGCUAACGAGUGACGGGGAGCGAAUGCAAUCUUUUCCAUCUGCUGCGUGCGCUUCAUAACUGCUGCCUGGCGCGUCGUUCUUGCAAGGGGUUCAUCCGUCUCCAGGGUUUCGUCGGGUCCCGAGGGUGUAGCUUCACGCAUCUGGACAGCGAAUCGAUUGAUUUCGGUGGGGAGGGAAGCAGAGGAGAGAGGAAGAGGUGACGCCUCGGAGGGUUCGGUGGCACAUCGAGGGAUCUGAACGGAAUCUCUGUCGCUCACUGGCUUGCUCGAACGAUUCUCUGCCUGAUUGAUCGAGUGGUUGGUUGAUCGACUAACUGGCCGAUUGAUCGAGAGAUUUGUGUGUGUUUGUGUGUGUUUGUGUGACCAAGCGGGAGCGGUGGCGAAGGGAGGGGUGAGUGAAAUGGCUGGAAGGCAGUGUUGAGAGGUAACAAGCUGCAGCAGCGAGCUGCAGGAAGAAGUUGAGCGCAUACAUGAGUUGGUGCCAGGCAUGCAGCGGAGCUCUACAAGGCCGGUGUUCAGGCGUGGAGACGUCGGUUUGGGACAGUUGGUGCGAGGAUAAUAAUGACCUGCGGCAUCUGUGGUUUGCCCCUUCUUGUUGCAACAGCGAGAUUGGUUUGAGCGUCGGAGCAGAGGGGAACAGGACCUCAUCCAGGCUGUGCAACAGAUGCCGUGAAAAGCUCGACGGAGCUAAGCAAAAAGAUCAAUUGCAGAAAUGGCGCUUCAGAACAUUGGUGCCGGUAACCGGGAUGACGCCUUCUACCGGUAUAAGAUGCCUCGAUUGGUGACGAAGAUCGAAGGCCGAGGGAAUGGUAUCAAGACCAAUGUGGUCAACAUGGUGGAAGUGGCUAAGGCUUUAGCCCGGCCUCCUGCGUACACCACGAAGUUCUUUGGGUGCGAGCUUGGGGCGCAAUCCAAGUUCGAUGACAAGACUGGCACGUCCAUUGUCAACGGUGCGCACGAGACCUCCAAACUUGCUAGCUUGUUGGAGAUCUUCAUCAAGAAGUACGUCCAGUGCUAUGGAUGUGGCAAUCCGGAGACCACCAUCAACAUCAGCAAGAGUCAGACCAUAACAAUGAAGUGCGCUGCAUGUGGUUAUCUGUCCGAUGUGGACAUGCGCGAUAAACUCACAACUUUCAUUCUGAAGAAUCCUCCUGAACCGAAGAAGGGAGGUAAGAAGGAUAAGCUGAGAAGAGCAGAGAAAGAGCGAUUGAAGGAGGGUGAAGCCGCGGAUAAGGCUAAAAAGGAGUUGAAAAAGAAGAAGGACGAAUCGAAGGUUGUGAAGAAGAAAUCCGGCUCUGACGAGGAGUUGUCUAGUCAGGGAGAUGAGGAGGAAGUUGCCGAGGCGGAAGAGGACGAUGGUGUGGAAUGGCAAACUGAUACUUCCGCCGAGGCCGCCAAGCGACGUAUUGAAGAACAACUCACUGCUGCAACAAGCGAGAUGGUGAUGAUUGACGAGGAAGCCGUGAACCCCGUGUCUCCGACGACCAAGGCCUCUAAGGAGAAUAAGCCCAAGUUGCUGAGGAAGUCAUCUUCCAAGAAGGUCGAGGUUGUUGUGCCGGAGGAACCUCUCGAGGUUCUUCCUAAGUUGGAAGAGUUAAGUCUCUACAGCAUCCUUGUGAACGAGUUCAAGGAAUGUCUACAGAAGGGUUUUACUCCAUCUGAACUCGCCACCUAUAUGCAGAGGAAGGAAGAGCCCAAAGAUGAACUGAUGAAUGCCUAUUUCGAGGCAUUAUUUGGAGGCUUUGUUAAAGGAAUUUCGAAGGAAGUCAAGGAGAAGAAGCUGUAUCUCGCGAAAGUUGCUACGGAUGAGGCUUCACAGCUGCUGCUCUUGAGCACUCUAGAGACGUUCUGCGCACCCUGCACCCCUGAGGUAGGAAAGGAGAUCGCUUUCAUUCUCAAAGUGUUAUACGAUGAAGAUAUUCUGGAGGAGGAUCAGAUUCUAGAGUGGUUCGACAGUAACGAAGGGAUCAACCCAAAGUCGGCUCUUGUGCGCAAAUUAGCCCAGCCGUUCGUUGCUUGGCUUCGUGAUGCGGAAGCCGAUGAGGAGGAAGAUGAAGAGGAGUGAACUUGUCCUUCUUCGGAUCGAUCACUUCAUCUCGGGCAGGGCGUCGUUACUGUUUUUUGUUCUUUGCCAUCAGAAGCUGACCCGAGGGUGCUGUUCUUGUGGUUAGACUCACUUUUACACCCACGAUUCUCCUGUGCCGUCUAGCUGGUUUACUGUAGCUAGUAAAUGCACAUCACCUCUUGUUGGCCAAUUUGAAGAGGAGCCCAUCAAGAUGCAGUUGGCAUUAAUGUGUGUUGUUUCUAGUAAUAUUGAGGGACUGAGGUCCAACCUUCUAUAUUCAUUUGUGACGAAGUUAUCAGUCGUUUUCUAAUAUCACUUUCAUUUCUGUCUGAAUGGAAUUGCUUAGAUG
Messenger RNA from Marchantia polymorpha subsp. ruderalis, 2719 nucleotides. The record is from the annotation of a GenBank genome assembly. Lineage: Eukaryota; Viridiplantae; Streptophyta; Marchantiopsida; Marchantiales; Marchantiaceae.